Amphiprion ocellaris (clown anemonefish) is the source of this 2650-nucleotide messenger RNA. It is a transcript of the gene tmem9, whose product is annotated as transmembrane protein 9. Lineage: Eukaryota; Metazoa; Chordata; Actinopteri; Pomacentridae. The record is from RefSeq and is a predicted model, not a curated record. Bases 187 to 759 code for a protein of 190 amino acids. The transcript is spliced from 6 exons. Gene Ontology annotation, cellular component: lysosomal membrane.
CAUCUUUCUUCGUGUGUGACGACAAACCGGAAUAAGGAAGGACGAAAUUAAAUGAGCGAUCUUUCCUCUCUAUGCCAAGAAACGCGCAGUAGCCGCUUCCUGAAUGAACCACACAGCCCAGAUAUUAUAUUUACCGUUAAAACAGCUCGUUAAUCCUGCAGCCGUCAGACAGACUGUUUGGUGGAGAUGUUGUCCAUCAGAGGAGGAUCCUGGAUGUUUACUACAGCUGCUGUAGUGACUCUGUUCCUGCUGGACGCUGUUGUUUUGACUCAGGCGAAGAGCUUUGAGGAUGUCCGCUGCAAGUGUAUCUGCCCUCCGUAUAGAAACAUCACCGGACACAUCUAUAACAGAAAUGUCUCCCAGAAAGAUUGUAACUGCCUCCAUGUAGUGGAGCCUAUGCCUGUUCCUGGCCAUGAUGUGGAAGCUUACUGUCUGCUGUGUGAGUGCAAGUAUGAGGAACGAAGCAGCAACACCAUCAAGGUAACCAUCAUCAUUUACUUGUCUGUGGUGGGUGCACUGCUGCUCUACAUGCUGUUCCUGCUCCUGGUUGAUCCCCUCAUUCGCAAACACGACCCCUACACCCAGCCGCUGCACAACGAGGAGGACUCUGAGGUCCAGGAGAUGCGUCCGCAGGCAGACAGCAGUCAGGCCCGAGGAAACACAGUGCUGGAGAGGGUGGAGGGAGCUCAGCAGCGCUGGAAGAAGCAGGUUCAGGAGCAGCGCAAGACUGUUUUUGAUCGCCACAAGAUGCUGAGUUAAGCCCUUCAUCAAACCGGGUUUAGAGAAGGUGACCCUCCUGGGCUCAACGCUAAAACACCGUCACCAGCUGCACUGUUACAGAUCUCUUUGUCUUUGCUGUGCACUGCACCUCCUCAGUUAGUCUUUCCACACCAAGAAACAUUUAAACACACUGUUCUAACAAGCAGAUAUUUAAUAUUUAUUCAUUUACUAUAUGUAACAACUUAAGCUGAGUUGCAGUUGUAGAAAUAAACUGCAUGUUUUGCUUAAAGGCUGGAGAUCUUCAGUCAUUUUCAGCAAUUUGUAACAACGGAUCUGGAAUGUAUUAUUUAAGAACUUUUUAAAUGUAUUUUGCAUUGGCUGUUAAUUGCUUCUAAGCUUCCUCAUGAUCAUUUUUCAGUUACUUAUUAUUAUGAAGCAGUUUUUUGUAGCGUAAUUUAUAACCACAGAAACAGAAAAUUAGGGUGAUGUACUUUACACUAUUGCCAAGCAUUGCAUACUUCCUAGUUUAGCACCAAUAAUUUGUUGCUAUGUAAAUCUGGUCAUAUUUAGUUUUGGGUAAUUAGCAUUUGUUUUUUGUUUAGUUUUUUAAAAUCUUUGCCAUUACAGUGGUCCCUCGUCUAAUGUGAGACAAAAAUCUGCGAAGUAGCGAACAUAUUUAUUAUUUAUAUAUAUUUUAAGGCUUUAUAAACCCUCCCCACACUCUUAGAAACAUUUCCCCACUGUUGUUAACCUUUCUUAUAAACACUUCCUAUGCUCUUACACACUUUCUACACUCUUAAACCUACGUAAUUUUAACAACAUAUAAUAUUCUAUACGGGUUCUCACCAGUGAAUAUACUACAACUUAUAUGAUGAAGAUGAUGAUGAAUUAGCUGUGCAUUACUGAUGACUAUGAGGUGAAUGUACUGCACAGUGGGAAUGGACAAGGUGAGAUGCUGAAUGCUGCUGUACACGGGAGACGGAUGAGAUGGAUGAGACUGAUGCUGCGGUCGCUGAGCCAAUCAGCGCCCAGCGUUGUACGCUAUUCUUUUAAUAUGCUUUAAUUAUUUUUUGUUGUUUUCAUUUUUUUAGGCUAGCAAAUGCUUAUUUUACCGCAAAAAUAAUUAAAAUGCUAAAUGUAUAAAAAUACCUACAUGAUACCAAAUACAAUUUAGAAAUCUGUGAUACAGUGAGGCCGGUAAAGUUAACCGCGAUAUGGCGAGGGACCACUGUACUAACUUCUAGAUCGCCCCAAACUGUGCCUUUUUCUGUCUCUCUCUUUGUGUGGGAAAAUGAGUUUCACCAAACAAAAAUGGGAAAUGUGUCUCUUAAAGAAUAGCAGCUUGUGAAACGGAACAGAUGAUGAGUUGAAUUUGUGUUAAUCGAAUCUUUUAUUGUGAAUUCAACAGUGAAAGUUAACGAUAAAUGAAAUAAGGCCACAUUUAUGUCCUCGAUUUUACUGCACGGUUUAAUGUGACAUACUUUCCAUGCAGAGAGAGAAACGAGGAACGGGGCCAUUUAACAGAGCUUUAAAACCAUCCUCGGAUGAAUUUAAGCUCUGCCAUUGGAGAAUGUCCUGAAUCAGUAAAGCUGCUGAUAAUGCACUUCAGGAAGCCUCGUGGCUGUGAAGAGCAUCACUGUGUCAGUGGAUUCCCCUCGUAUCCGACUACUGAAGCUCCCUGUAAGGGAAAGUAUAGUAGAAGAAAGAUACACUGACUCACAUUACCUCAUGCACUAUGUGAACUGCUGGAUUUUAUUCAUCUGGAAUUUUUGCUUUGUCAUUAAAGUGUUUUUUUGAUUGGUAAUUUAAGUGUUUCAUAUCACCGCUAUCAGUAUUUUCUAUGUAUAUUCAUCUCCAGCCCGACUGGAGCGUUGCACUGCUCAUGUCAGUACGUUUAGCUUGAUGUGAAAUAAAAAGAAAAUACUCUGGA